Messenger RNA from Acanthoscelides obtectus, 760 nucleotides. NCBI's taxonomy places the organism in Eukaryota, Metazoa, Arthropoda, Insecta, Coleoptera, Chrysomelidae. The record is from the annotation of a GenBank genome assembly.
AUGGAGAGAAUUGAGGCGUCCUUGAAGAUCUCAAAGACCUCAAUUCAAAAAAAUGUACAUGAAGAAUUAGGAGUAAGAAAAUUAGUUUCUCGAUGGAUACCCCACCUGUUGACUGAAGAGCAGAAAGCAGCCAGGGUUAAUUGGUGUCAAAAAACGCUUGACCGUUUCAAUUCCGGAAACUCAAAAAAUGUGUACAGCAUUGUUAGUGGUGAUGAAUCGUGGAUUUACUGUUAUGAACCAGAAAAUAAAAGACAGUCGGCUGUUUGGGUGUUCCAAGAUGAAGAAAAGCCAACAAAAGUCAUCCGUUCUCGAACGGGUCAUAUUGCAACAAUUCCUCUUAAUGACCAAAGAACUGUUACUGUGGAUUGGUAUACCACCAUUUGUUUGCCAAAAGUCAUCACCGAGCUUCGAAAAAUCAACCCCGAAAGAAGAAUCAUCCUCCACCAAGACUAUGCAAGCUCGCACGCAGCCCAAAAAACAAGGCAGUAUUUAACGGAAGAAAACGUGGAACUAUUGGACCAUCCUCCAUAUAGUCCCGAUCUAAUUCCUAACGAUUUCUUUACUUUCCCGAAAAUUAAAAACAGACUGCGUGGUCAAAGGUUGCAGUCACCAGAAGAAGCAGUUGACGCAUUCAAAAAUGCCGUUUUGUAUCUGCCAGCAAACGAGUGGAAUAAGUGCUUAGAAAAUUGGUUCGAGCGCAUGCAGAUGUGUAUUAAUCUUCGUGGAGAAUACUUCGAAAAACAAUAAAUCCAUUUAAAAC